Molecule: messenger RNA, 1014 nt
Organism: Brassica napus (rape)
Lineage: Eukaryota; Viridiplantae; Streptophyta; Magnoliopsida; Brassicales; Brassicaceae
Exons: 3
Coding region: 1-1014 (337 amino acids)
Source: RefSeq, a predicted model, not a curated record
AUGAAUGAUAUCAUUUAUCUUAGUUCAGACGAGGAGGAUGAUGAAAUAGUCGACCACACUGAUGUGUUUGACGAUGAGAAACCGAACCUUACUGGUCAUCGGAAACCAGUUUCCUCGAAUGUGAUGGUGGAGGAAGAGGACGACGAUUGUGUAGUCUUGGAUGGUGAUCCUUACAAGACGAAGGAGAAGGAGACUACAUUUCACACAUGUGAAACUGAUGAUGAUAUCCUCGUACUAGGGCAAAAGGGUGAGAUAGCAUGUAGAGACUUCCCACAUCCACGACAUGCCUGCGCUAAGUACCCUUUCAAGUCGACAUCACACGACCAGUACUGUGACAUGUGUCACUGUUAUGUUUGUGACAUACGUGCUCCAUGUCCUCACUGGUGCAUAGGUAUCCCCGCCUAUGAUCACUGCCAUGCCAAUGAUAAAGAUCAGAUAUGGAAGAAUCAACGCAAAUGCGCCAGGACCGGAAAUGUACUUCCACCUCAAUCUAUGCAACAAAACACUUGGUAUUCCUCUGUAAACCAGUUUGGGCCAUCUACUAUGGUUGCGUCUCGCCCAAACACGUACAUAAGUUCUGGUUACAGACCCGAGCAACCAAGGACCUUUCCGCAAAAUCUACAACCUCGUGCUCCUCAGCUAUACCAAAACCAAUACGGUUGGUUUAAUAAUGGUAACCCAAUCCCCCAAGUGUUCUCGUCCAGAUCGCUCACAUGGACUCAAAGGCCAAGUGUAGGAGCUACUCCUGUGGAAGUUGCUCAAGGCUUUCCGUAUAACCGUUACGUUACUCCUCCCACGGUUUUACAAGGCAAUUCACAGCAGACGUUUGCUGAUUAUACUCUAACAUCAUCUCACACUAAUGGUUACGCUAGAAAAUGUAGCUGGCCAAAUGCAGUUCCGUGUGGAACUCCUAAUCCUCCGGCGAAUCAGCAGCAACAACAACAACAAAGAAGAAGUGUCAACAAAGCACUGUCGGAGAUUGAAGACUGGCUCAUGGACAUUGGACAGUAUUGA